AUGGCUCAUUAUCAACAACAACAACAACAGCAGCAACGCUCACAGUUGAAUGAAAAUAUCCCUUUAACAUCGAUACCACCAUCAGAAAAGACAUGGAAAGAUGAAAUUCCGUCUGACUUGGAAAUGUAUCUCGAUACAAAACCACUAUUUGGACUGACAGAUGCUCAAGUGUCUGAAAGAUUAGCAAAGUUUGGCAAAAAUGAACUGCAAGAGCAUAAGCGAAGCAAAAUUAAGCACUUUUUAUCAUUUUUCACCGGAGCAAUUGCUUAUCUGAUGGAAAUCUCCAUCAUCCUCACUGCUGUUACCCAGGAUUGGGUUGACUUCGGUAUUAUUCUAGCCAUGCUUAUCAUCAAUGCAUUGAUUGGUUACAGCGAGGAAGCCAAAGCAGACUCGGCUGUAGCUGCACUCAAGAAUAGCUUGGCACUUCAUACCAGAUGUUGGCGAAAUGGGCAAUUGAUUGAAAUCAAUGCAACAGAAAUCGUCGUUGGCGAUGUGAUUGUGAUACGUCUGGGCGAUAUUGUUCCCGCCGAUGUGCGGCUGUUGGGUAUUGGUGCCACGGGUGAAGCGAUUGAUGGCGAUUUGCAAAUAGAUCAAAGUGCUCUCACUGGCGAGUCUUUGCCUAUUCGUAAGCGCAAAGGCGAUCUAGUGUACUCGUCGAGUACAGUCAAGCAAGGCCAGCAAUUAAGCAUUGUUGUGCGCACUGGUGCUGAUACUUUUAUUGGAAAGGCUGCCAACUUGAUCUCCAUUACUACAGACGCUGGUCAUUUCCAAAAGGUUGUAAACUACAUUGGUAACUUUUUGAUUGCGCUUUCGGUCUUGCUAGUGAUUAUCAUCUUUAUCUAUGAUUUGGUUGAAAAGAAGGUGAAAACUGGCACUGUAACCAAAGAUGAUGCAUUGGAAGCCUUAAAAGAGAUGGUUGUGCUCACAAUUGCAGCUAUACCCGUGGGGCUGCCGACUGUCAUGUCGGUCACCAUGGCUAUUGGAGCCAAGCAGUUGGCAAAGAAACAAGUGAUUGUAAAGCGCCUUACUGCAGUUGAGGAGUUGGCUUCCGUGUCCAUUCUGUGCAGUGACAAGACUGGUACACUGACAUUGAACGAACUCACAUUUGAUGAGCCUUAUCUUGCUACAUCAUACACCAAGAAUGAUAUACUAUUGUACGCGUAUCUUUCUUCUGAGCCUGCCACAAGUGACCCUAUCGAAUUUGCUAUCCGCACAGCUGCUAUCAAGGAUCACCCUCAGAUUACUGGAGAAAAGCACGAGGUGUUUGGCUACAAGGUCAAAUCAUUUAGACCCUUUGACCCUACAGAGAAAAUGUCUCGAGCCACCAUCCUGGACCACAGCAAUCAAUCCACAUUCAAGGUAGCCAAAGGGGCCCCUCAAGUCAUUUUAGACUUAGUCAAACAGCAUGGUGGUGGUACUAUGGACGUGGCUGAAGGCAUAGUCGUGGAAUUUGCCAAUCGAGGACUGCGUGCACUAGGUGUUGCAAGAACUAAGCCCAAGUCCAUGCUGGAUGACACAGAUGAAGAAUGGGAGUUAGUUGGUAUUUUUAGCUUGAUUGAUCCGCCUCGUCAUGACUCUGCUGAAACGAUCAAAGACUGUAACGACUAUGGUAUCUCUGUAAAGAUGAUCACAGGCGACCAAACCAUCAUUGCCAAAGAAGUUGCUCAGCGUUUGGACAUGGGCCAAGAUAUCUUGGAUGCCAAUUGCUUGGUAGACCCUUCUCAGACAGAUGAUCAGGUUGCGGAAAAGUGUCUGCAGGUGGACGGCUUUGCUCGCGUUAUUCCAGAGCAUAAAUACAGAGUGGUUGAGCUCUUGCAAAACAAGGGCUACUUUGUCGCCAUGACAGGUGACGGUGUGAAUGAUGCUCCUGCUCUAAAGAAGGCCAAUGUUGGUAUUGCAGUUCAUGGAAGUACAGAUGCUGCUCGCACCGCUUCAGACAUUGUUCUGCUGGCUCCCGGUUUAGCAGCUAUCAUUGACGGAAUCAAAACAUCCAGAGCCAUUUUCCAGCGCUUGCAGUCUUACGCACUGUACAGAAUUGCUUCAACUAUCCAUUUUCUGAUUUUUUUCUUUGUCAUCACAUUGGCUGAAGACUGGUCUAUGCCUCCUAUUUUCUUGAUCUUGAUUUCUGUCCUAAAUGAUGCUGCUACCAUGAUCAUGACAGUCGAUAACGUUACCAUCUCAAAGAGGCCGAAUGUUUGGCGUCUUCGUUUGUUAGUGGUGCUUUCAACUGUGUUAGCUUUAUUCUUGUCACUGUUCUCGUUUGCCCACUUUUACAUUUUCCGAGACGUCCUGAAAGUUACUGAAGGCCAACUUUAUACAAUCAUGUAUUUGCAUAUUUCAUGUGCUCCUCACUUUAUCAUCUUUUCAACUCGCAUUGAGGAUUUCUGUUGGAAGAGUGUCCCGUCUUGGCCCUUCACCGUGGUAGUGUUAGGUACACAGGUCAUUGCCUUGAUUUUAUCCGUUUAUGGCGUUGUGGGUGAUGCUCGAGUCGAAGGAAUCGGUUGGGUUCGUGGCAUUAUUAUCAUUGCUAUUGCUUUAGUUACAUUUGUGUUGGUAGAUCUAGUUAAAGUGGCUACCAUUCGUUUAUGGAACAAACACCAUAGCUACAGCAAUAUCAUCAAGAAGAAGCCCACCGUAUCAUUGAAAAAGUUCAAGCAAAAGACCAAACCAACCCGAGCUCAAAAGUUCAUUCAGGAUCAACAUCAAAAUUCGCAUUCUGGAUCAUCAGAACAGCAGAUUUACUAUUAG
Messenger RNA from Mucor velutinosus, 2748 nucleotides. RefSeq lists its product as uncharacterized. Gene Ontology annotation, cellular component: plasma membrane. The record is from RefSeq and is a predicted model, not a curated record. Bases 1 to 2748 code for a protein of 915 amino acids. Lineage: Eukaryota; Fungi; Mucoromycota; Mucoromycetes; Mucorales; Mucoraceae. The transcript is spliced from 4 exons. Gene Ontology annotation, molecular function: P-type proton-exporting transporter activity; ATP hydrolysis activity; ATP binding. Gene Ontology annotation, biological process: proton export across plasma membrane; regulation of intracellular pH.